AUGCCGCCGGCGUGGUCUCAGCGUGCGCGUGACUGCCGCGCCGUGCUCGGCCCCGUGCGCUGAGGUGGCGGCAAGAUGGAGGCGGCGGCGGCGCUGAUCGGGGUCUCGUUGUUCCUGGGCGCCCUGGUCCUGCUGCUGCUGGCGGCGCUGGGACAGGGCUCGCCGCGGGAGCCGGGCACCGGGGAGCCGGCUGACCAGAAAGUAAAUGGGGAAGCAGUAAGACAGACAUCGGGACUGAAGAGACAGAAGCAGCACCAACGAAGCCGCAAGGAUAAGCCCCAGCAACACAACUUCAUACAUCCACUCCUAGCUGCCGCUCUCAAGGGUCACAGUGGGAGCGUAACCUGCCUCGACUUCAGUAGCAAUGGCAAGUACUUGGUGUCCUGCGCUGAUGAUCGCACUGUCCGGAUCUGGAGCACCAAAGACUUCCUGGAGCGUGAGCACCGCUGCAUGCGAGCCAAUGUGGAACUGGACCAUGCCACACUGGUCUGCUUCAGCCCAGAUUCCAGAGCCUUCAUCACCUGGCUGGCAAACGGAGAGACCAUUCGUGUCUUUAAAAUGACCAAGAAGGAGGAUGGCAACUUCACUUUCACUGCAGCCCCUGAGGACUUCCCAAAGAAGCACAAAGCCCCCAUCAUCAACAUCGGAAUUGCUGAGACAGGGAAGUUCAUCAUGACAGCUUCCAGUGACACAACCAUUCUGAUCUGGGACCUGAAGGGUGAAGUCCUGGCCAACAUCAACACUAACCAGAUGAACAACGCCUUUGCAGCUGUAUCUCCUUGUGGGCGGUUUGUAGCAUCAUGUGGUUUCACCCCUGAUGUGAAGGUAUGGGAGGUGUGCUUUGGCAAGGGAGGAGACUUCCAGGAGGUGACCAGGGCCUUUGAGCUGAAGGGCCAUACUGCUGGCGUGUACUCCUUCUCUUUCUCCAAUGACUCCAGACGGAUGGUGACCGUUUCGAAGGAUGGCACGUGGAAGCUGUGGGACACCGAUGUAGAAUACAAGAAGCAACAAGAUCCUUAUCUGCUCCUGACAGGGAAAUGUGAAGUGAUGGAGCCUUGUCGCAUUGCCCUGUCCCCUGAUGCUCGUGUGCUGGCCAUCUCUAGCAGCACCAGCAUCACUGUGUACAACACCCGUAGGGGGGAGAAGGAGGAGCACUUUGUCAAUGUCCACGGAGAGUACAUCACGGACUUAGCCUUCGACAUUAACAGUCGCUAUCUUGUGUCGUGUGGGGACCGGGCCAUCCGGGUGUUCCAUAACACAGCGGGUUAUCGGGCUGUUGUGGAAGAAAUGAAAGGCAUGCUGAAAAAAACUACUAACGAGGCUACCAGAGAGAGACUGCAGCAGCAGAUCACAGAUGCCCAGAAUGCGCUGGACAGUAUCUAUGCCAAGAAGGACUAAACUUCUCUGGGAAAUGGGUAUGUGCAGACUCUUCCAGGUCAGGGAGCCUCAUGCUCUGUGUGGUGGGUUUUUAAUAACUGAAUGAGUUGUAAUAAAAGAGUUUACUGACAGCCUGACCCCCCCUCCCCUCCCCCUUUGCGGUUGCCUUGUGUUGUUUCUGUACAGAGUUGAAUGGAGAGUUACAGAGCUGAGUGGCUGGUGCCUUUUACUUCGUCUGGGGGGGAUUAGGGGGGCUCCGUGCUGCGAAUUAGCUGCCUGGGGAGGAGAACUGAGAGAAGGAGACUACUAAUAAACUGCACCUCAAGCCUGAGUCACAGCGUGAGAGAUUUUGUGCCAAAUGGAGGAUUGGUUUUGUGUGAGGAAGUUAGAAGGGGCUCGUCAGUGCCACUCCUCAGGAGCAAUGGAACUGUCUGUCGGAGGUGAAGUACGUCCAUGCAGGAGAUGGGCCUUCUUAGGGGAUUGCUCCAGACUGUGUUGAACUCUCACAAGAACUAGAAAUGUGUACAGCUGUUUUUCAAAUGCAAGACCCAUUUCUUUGACUUCGUCUUCCCAAACAACACACAGCUCACUAACUAACCCACACACGCACAUGCUAUGCAUACAGCUUUCUCCUGGGAGAGAGGGAAUGGAGAGGAGCUGCAUUUAAUAGACAUUUGCAUUUGUUUCUGUUAGUUUAAUGACUCUGUAUUCUUUCAAGACAUAAAAUUGGAUUUCUUUGUGAUCUCUAAGCUUCACAAAAACAAUUUAAAGGGCAAACAAAAUUGAAUAAAUUUGUACAAGUAUUGAAAUGUAA
Molecule: messenger RNA, 2191 nt
Organism: Chrysemys picta bellii (western painted turtle)
Lineage: Eukaryota; Metazoa; Chordata; Testudines; Emydidae
Gene: TBL2
Product: transducin beta like 2
Biological process (GO): endoplasmic reticulum unfolded protein response
Cellular component (GO): endoplasmic reticulum
Molecular function (GO): protein binding
Source: RefSeq, a predicted model, not a curated record